AUGCUCCUAACUCUCACAAACACAUCAUCAGCUUACACCACAACACCUCAAAAGAAGAAAUGGCCGGGCUAGUUGAAUACGCCAGCAGCGAUGAAGAGGAGGAGAUUGAGAAGACAGCGUCCGUCGAGGCACCACCAAAGGCAACGGUCGCGGAUCCUGCAGCAGACAAGGUCACGAGCGCAAAUUCAGCCGCGACAGGUGGCUCGGGUAUGUAUAGAACGUCUCGGCUUUGAAUUUAAAAAAGAAAAAAAGAACCAUGGCUGCCUAUGAUGCUUACCUGCAGAAUAGCAGCAGGAAAGGAAGACCCUGUGGUCAUCGGUCCAGUACAGCAAAAUGCCGUGCCCCUGGGGCCAUCACUUCCGCCGGUGGGCGAGCCCUUGAUCAAUGAGGAAGAUCCCUCAGGGCAGACUCCUUCAUCACCAUAUUCUGCCAAUCGAGCACUGCUGCGUGACCUCACGCUUCCCUCAGUGCCCAACAUGGACAUCCCCCCGUCACCACCCGGGUCACCACAGCCAGGCGCCAACAAGAAGUUCGACCAGUUUCUAGAACUGAAGAAGAAAGGCGUGCAUUUUAACGCAAAGUUGGAGCAGUCCUCGGCGCUGAAGAACCCUAGUUUGAUGGACAAGCUCAUGACAUUCGUGGAGAUUGAUGAAGGAAAUCAGUAUUCCACGACCUUGCCGACCGAUCUCUGGGAUCCAAACGGUUUUCCAGAGUGGGCUUUCAAGGAUAAGCUCCGCAGAAGUGUGGAAAAGUUCGCGAAGGAGAAGGAAGCCGAAAAAGCAAGCGGUGGGAGAACCGCCAUUGACUUCGUCCCAUCUACGACCCCUCUAGGCGGAAGCACGUCUGGGUCUGGAGGAAUAUCUCGAGGCGAGAAGCGCAAGGGCGGAUGGAAAUGAGACUGACCAGCGUAGACUUGCACUCACUGGAUGGAUUCACGGCAGAUGCAUUCGAGCUCAGGAACAAAGGUGGACCAAGAAUGAUACCCAAAAAAUGAGAGAGGACGAUUUCAACAUUCGAUUUCGGUAGCCCCUUAGGCUCGACGUGAUGAUCUGCAUCAAGGUAUCAUUUGAAUCCGAAUGCGCCUGUCGCUUGACCAUCACCUGUCUGAUAUUAUUCCUCGACCUCCGCCCUACCAGCGCGCGAUACACUGCA
This is a messenger RNA of Ilyonectria robusta, 1152 nucleotides long. Its product is annotated as HCNGP-like protein-domain-containing protein. The coding region runs from base 267 to 896 and encodes 209 amino acids. Gene Ontology annotation, cellular component: nucleus. The record is from RefSeq and is a predicted model, not a curated record. Gene Ontology annotation, biological process: regulation of DNA-templated transcription. NCBI's taxonomy places the organism in Eukaryota, Fungi, Ascomycota, Sordariomycetes, Hypocreales, Nectriaceae. The transcript is spliced from 2 exons.